UCAAUCCAAUCCCCAUUUCCGAGCUUCGUCAAAUUUUCCGUCCACUCUCUCCCGCUCUCUCUCUCUCACUGUAUCUCGCAACAGGCUCCAGCUUCAGCAAUGGCGGAAGUCGCAGUUCCUUCCUCUCCGAUCCCGGCGAAGAAGAAGAACAGCAGGAAAGUCCUGAAACAGAAGAAGGAGUCGACGAGCGAGGCGAACGUCCUGGCUCAGGCUCUCACCGAGUCCUCUCCUGCUGCUGUUCUUCCUCCGCCGUCUGAGACCGAUCCGAUGAAGGAGAACAGCGAGAUUCUGUCAUCGGCGAAGAAGGUCAAGGGGAAGGCGGCCAGAGGCGGGAAGCAGCAAGCCGCCGCUGCAGCCAAGCAGCAGCAGUCGUCGUCCUUCGACAAAGAGAUGGAGCAGAUGCAGGAAAUGCUUCAGAAACUGACACUGGAGAAGGAGAAGACGGAGGAGAUGUUGAAGGAGAAAGACGAGAUGCUGAGAGCGAGAGAAGAGGAGCUCGAGAACAAGGGGAAAGAGCAGGAGAAGUUGCAGGCGGAGCUCAAGAAAUUGCAGAAGCUGAAGGAGUUCAAGCCGAAUCUCAACUUCCUGAUAUUGAAAGACAAUGAACAAGAUGACAAAGACAAGAAGAAGAAAAAGAAGGGCGGGGCUGAAAAGAAAAGGCCGUCUCCGCCUUAUAUCCUCUGGUACAAAGAUCAAUGGGCUGAGAUGAAGAAGGAGAAUCCAAAUGCUGAUUUCAAAGAAGUCUCCGUCAUUCUGGGAGCUAAGUGGAAGACAGUGAGUGCAGAGGAAAAGAAGCCGUACGAGGAGAAGUAUCAGGCUGAGAAGGAAGUCUACUUGCAGGUGAUGGCAAAGGAGAAGCGCGAGACUGAAGCCAUGAAGCUCCUGGAAGAGGAUCAGAAGCAGAAGACAGCCAUGGAGUUGCUUGAGCAGUACCUUCAAUUCAAGCAUGAAGCUGAUGAUCAAGGGAACAAGAAAACCAAGAAAGAGAAAGACCCAUUGAAGCCAAAGCAACCAAUGUCAGCUUUCUUCAUCUACACUAAUGAGAGAAGGGCUGCACUGGUUGCUGAGAACAAGAAUGUUACUGAGGUUGCAAAGAUCACUGGUGAAGAGUGGAAAAACAUGUCUGAGAAAAAGAAAGUUCCUUAUGAGGAGAUGGCAAAGAAGAACAAGGAGAAUUACUUGAUUGAGAUGGAGGCUUACAAGCUGAAAAAGGAGGAUGAAGCCUCGCAUGUCAAGAAGGAAGAGGAAGAACUGUUGAAACUUCAGAAGCAGGAAGCCAUGCAGCUGUUGAAGAAGAAGGAGAAGACAGACAACGUAAUCAAGAAAACUAAAGAGAUUAAACAGAAGAAGAAGAAGAAGGACCAGGCUGCAGAUCCUAACAAGCCAAAGAAGCCUGCAUCCUCUUUCUUAUUGUUCAGCAAGGAAACAAGGAAAAGCUUGAUGGCCGAGCGCCCGGGAACCAACAACUCCACCAUCACUGCACUGAUCUCCGUGAAGUGGAAGGAACUGAGCGAGGUGGAGAGGCAAGUCUGGAAUGCGAAAGCCGCAGAAGCCAUGGAUGCUUACAAGAAGGAAAUGGAAGAGUACAACAAGUCCUGUGCUGCCGCUGCCGCUGCCGCCGGGACCUCAGCCUAGAACCAAUCAAUCAGCAGAAGUGGUAGUUGACCAUAACAGAGGGUGAAUGUUCAAAGUGUCGGGUUGAACGUCAACUGGGUAGUGGGAUUAGGACUGCAAAAGGCUGUAACUGGUUUAAUUUUAGGGCUCCGACUUUUUUCAUUCUGUGGUUAUUGUUCUGAUGAUGCAAAUUAGUGAAUCAAAUGACCUGGUAUUC
Linum trigynum is the source of this 1831-nucleotide messenger RNA. The record is from the annotation of a GenBank genome assembly. NCBI's taxonomy places the organism in Eukaryota, Viridiplantae, Streptophyta, Magnoliopsida, Malpighiales, Linaceae.